Messenger RNA from Plasmodium cynomolgi strain B, 1530 nucleotides. Its product is annotated as clustered-asparagine-rich protein. The record is from RefSeq and is a predicted model, not a curated record. Gene Ontology annotation, molecular function: protein binding; mRNA binding. The coding region runs from base 1 to 1530 and encodes 509 amino acids. NCBI's taxonomy places the organism in Eukaryota, Apicomplexa, Aconoidasida, Haemosporida, Plasmodiidae. Gene Ontology annotation, cellular component: nucleus; ribonucleoprotein complex; cytoplasm. The transcript is spliced from 2 exons.
AUGCCCAGAAGGGGUUAUAUCAUAACAGAUGUGUGCUAUUUUAAUAAAAACAAAAAACAGUCAAAUAAUAAUUUUGUGAACAAAAAAAUUUACAAUACUGCAUUGAUUACAUUUAACACACAUGAGGAGGCUUUAAGUGUCUUGAGGAAUAUUAAGAGUAUGAUUGAUACGAGCAAUCAGGAGAAGAGUAUCGAGGCCAAGUUCGCCGUUCCCAAUGUGAAUAAUAAUUCUGGUGCAAAGAAUAGUGGUAGUGGGCAUGGCACUGGGGGGAGUGCCGGAGGUAGUGGAGGUGGACCACAUGGACCACAUGGUACACAUAGUCCACAUGGUACACAUGGUCCGCAUGGUCCGCAUGGUCCGCAUGGUCCGCAUGGUCCACAUGGUCCGCAUGGUCCACUUGGAAACAUGGGAUCCUCCGGAAACAACAAUUUCCAAAAGAGCUUUAAUAAUAACGAAGAUUUUACAAACGGAGGAAUGAAUAGCUACAAUUAUUUUAGCAGUGCAGGAAAUGUACAAGGAAAUUUAGCUACCAGAAAUAUGAUGAAGGGAAAGAACCCAAAUAACGGAAUGAUGAUGAUGAUGAAUAGCAUGAACAGUACGAGUGGGAUGAAUGGAGGACUGAGUCCAAACAACCUUCAUAUGAAUGGUGGCAUGUUUAAUCAGAAAAAUAAUUUUUUGUUGAACAAUCCCAAUUUGGGUAAUGGGAAGAGCAUGUCCGAAAUGGUGAAAGCUGAUGGGGAGUUCCCCCCCGGAGGCAACGCCAGCAUGGGGAACAUGCACAGUGUGGGUGGCAUUAGCGGGGUGGGCGGUGUUGGCGGUGUUGGCGGUGUUGGCGGUGUUGGCGGUGUUGGCGGGGUUGGCGGGGUUAGCGGUGUUGGCGGUGUUGGCGGUGUUGGCGGUGUUGUCGGGGUUGGCGCUGCUGGUGGUGUGAGCGCCAUGAACGGCCUGCACGGCGAGGGCGGUGCAAGCGGAAGCCACGGCAACGCACAUGGCAACGCACAUGGCAACGCACACGGAGGAAGUAGCCCAAUCAUGUUCAGGCAAAUGCAAAACAACAACAACGGAGGCGUCUUCCAAUCGAGCGAUCUCGUAAUGGAGGAAUGUAACGAAAAUAUUGAAGGCCUAAGUCUAUGGGAAAUUUACAAAGAUAAAAAUAACAACACCUUUUAUUUUAAUAACCUGACGAAGCAUAGUCAAUGGAAUAAACCCAUACAUCCAAAUAAAUUAUUUCAUUUUAAUAACAAUGACAAAACCAAGUUAAAUGGUCCGAAUGGAAGUAAUUUGUUCAUUUUUCACAUCCCAAGUGAAUGGACUGACUUGGAUUUAUUUCAACACUUUUGUUGCUUUGGAAAUAUAAUAUCUUCGAAAAUUCAGAGAGACAACACGGGGAGAAACUCCGGGUUCGGAUUCGUCAGCUAUGAUAAUAUCCUGAGUGCGCAGCAUGCCAUUCAGUUCAUGAAUGGGUACUUUGUGAAUAAUAAGUACUUGAAGGUGCAGCUGAAGAAGGGCGAGGCCGCGGAGAAGGCCUAG